This is a messenger RNA of Myxocyprinus asiaticus (Chinese sucker), 1988 nucleotides long. RefSeq names its product importin subunit alpha-1-like. The transcript has 11 exons. Gene Ontology annotation, molecular function: nuclear import signal receptor activity; protein binding. Gene Ontology annotation, cellular component: nucleus; cytoplasm. The record is from RefSeq and is a predicted model, not a curated record. Gene Ontology annotation, biological process: NLS-bearing protein import into nucleus. Bases 96 to 1676 code for a protein of 526 amino acids. NCBI's taxonomy places the organism in Eukaryota, Metazoa, Chordata, Actinopteri, Cypriniformes, Catostomidae.
CAAGAAACAAUGUCCAAUCACUGUUGUUCUUGCAUCGUUGUAGUAUCGCCCAUCAAUACGUCACCGCUGGUAUUAAGAACGAGGAACUGAGCAAAAUGACUUCUACCGGGAGUGACAGUGUUGCCCGCCUUAAUCAGUUUAAAAAUAAAGGAAAAGAUGCUAAUGAAUUAAGACGAAGGAGAAUUGAAGUCAAUGUGGAGCUCCGAAAGGCAAAGAAAGAUGAUCAGAUGCUGAAAAGGAGAAAUGUCAACUGUGUUUCAGAUGAUGCUGUUUCUUCAACAAAAGAACAGACCCAGAAUGCACAGUCAUCACAGCACUGGAGCGUCGAGGAGAUUUUCUGGGGCAUAAACAGCCAAGCCCUCGAUCAUCAGUUACAAGCCACACAAGCGGCAAGGAAACUACUCUCAAGAGAAAAGAAUCCCCCAAUCGACCAGAUUGUGGAUGCUGGCCUCGUUGCUAAAUUUGUGAGUUUUCUGGAAUUGGUUGAGUGUCCUCCAAUCCAAUUUGAGGCAGCCUGGGCCCUUACCAAUAUUGCCUCUGGGACCUCUGAGCAGACCAAGGCUGUGGUGGAGGGGGGUGCAAUCCCUGCCUUCAUCACUCUGAUUUCCUCUCCUCAUCCUCACAUCAGUGAGCAAGUCGUCUGGGCGCUGGGUAACAUUGCAGGUGAUGGAGCAGCAUACAGAGACAAAGUGAUCAUGCAUGGGGCCGUUGAUCAACUGGUAUCUCUUCUUGGCAUCUCUGACCUGUCUAACUACACACCCAGCUACCUAAGGAAUGUCACCUGGACUCUCUCAAACCUGUGUAGAAAUAAAGACCCAGCUCCACCUAUGGCUGCAGUUGAGAAGUUGCUGCCUGCACUGCUCCGUCUUCUUCAGCAUGAUGACAGAGAGGUUCUGGCUGACACUUGCUGGGCUGUUUCUUACCUAACUGAUGGGCCCAAUGAGCGCAUUGAGCUGGUGGUACAAGCUGGUCUUGUGACUCGUUUGGCGCAGCUCCUUGGAUGUGGGGAUAUCGCUAUUGUGACCCCAUCCUUGAGAGCAGUGGGUAAUAUAGUGACGGGUACAGAUGAGCAGACCCAGAGUGUACUAAACGCAGGGGCUUUAGCUGCUUUCCCUGUGUUACUUCGUCAUCAAAAGAACAAUAUUCAGAAAGAGGCUGUGUGGACACUGUCUAACAUCUCAGCAGGGAAGGACUCGCAGAUUCAGGAGGUCAUCAACGCUGGCCUGGUGCCUCUGCUGGUGGAAGUUCUCAAGCUGGGAGACUUUAAGACACAGAAGGAGGCAGUAUGGGCCAUCACAAACUACACCAGUGGUGGGACAGUGGAACAGAUUGUGUAUCUCAUUCAGUGCAAUGUCCUUGUGCCUUUACUCAACUUACUGUCAGUCAAAGACAGCAAGAUGAUCUUGGUUGUCCUGGAUGGUAUUUCCAAUAUUUUCAUGGCUGCAGAUAAGAUGGGAGAGACAGAGACAUUGUGUGUAAAGAUAGAGGAGUCUGGUGGACUGGACAAGAUUGAAGCUCUGCAGACACAUGAGAAUGAGAUGGUGUACAAAGCUGCUCUCAACCUGAUUGAAAAAUACUUUGGGGGAGAGGAGGAAGAUGAAUCAGUUGCUCCAGGAACCACUUCAGAGGGUUACUCCUUUAAGUUAGCUAAUAACAGAAGCACUUUCAACUUUUAAAACACUUCUGUUCAUUUACUCCUUUUGAGUUUUUUUUUUUUUUUUUUUUGUCUUUAUUUGUAUGCAUUUUUUUAAAGCCGAUCUGUACAUGAGGACAUAUGUCUUAAGUUUACUGUAAAUAAAUAUUUUAAUAGCAUGUCCCUUGAUGUCUUGUUGUGCAUCAUUUGGGAACUGUUGUUUGGGAUGGAAUUGUCUGCAUAGAUUGUAUCAAAUAGUCUUCAAUGAAAUAUGUUUAUGUGCCAAUGACAAAAAUGUGACCAUUCAAAAUGUGAAAUUAAUUGGUUUGUGACCGAAGCUAAAUAUAAUGCUUGG